This is a messenger RNA of Girardinichthys multiradiatus, 3410 nucleotides long. It is a transcript of the gene hnrnpub, whose product is annotated as heterogeneous nuclear ribonucleoprotein Ub. Gene Ontology annotation, cellular component: cytoplasmic ribonucleoprotein granule; nuclear chromosome; membrane. Bases 319 to 2745 code for a protein of 808 amino acids. Gene Ontology annotation, molecular function: promoter-specific chromatin binding; RNA polymerase II cis-regulatory region sequence-specific DNA binding; RNA polymerase II C-terminal domain binding. The transcript is spliced from 14 exons. Gene Ontology annotation, biological process: regulation of alternative mRNA splicing, via spliceosome; RNA localization to chromatin; negative regulation of transcription by RNA polymerase II. Lineage: Eukaryota; Metazoa; Chordata; Actinopteri; Cyprinodontiformes; Goodeidae. The record is from RefSeq and is a predicted model, not a curated record.
UGAUUUCCCCAUGUGAGGACCUCGUUUUGACCCACUUUUCGCGUAGAUUAAUUAUUAAGGGGUUGCUUGUUUAUAAAUGGAGCGACAGAUGGUUGGUGGGUUAUAGUACAUCAAGCUGCGCCACCUUCUCUGUAAUUACGGUAGUCUCCACCUCCCUCCUCCCCCUUCUAGAGCAGCCUCUGCACAGCGCUCUGCUGUUGAGAUAUUGGUUGCGUAGCCGGUGACAUUUAGCGUGGUUUCAAGCUACAUUUCUUAACAAAGGGCGACCUAUUAUUUAUUGUUGAACAAAUUUUAGCAUUUUGCCAUUUAUCAAUCAAAAUGAGCACCAUAAACGUGAAGAAGCUCAAAGUUAACGAGCUGAAGGACGAGCUGAAAAAGCGGAAUCUUUCGGACAAGGGGCUGAAGGCCGAGCUGAUGGAUCGCCUGCAGGCCGCGCUGGACGAAGAGGCCCUCGCCGGAGAUUCCUCGGCCGCUCAAGAAGGUUCGGGAGAUGAUGGGUUCGACCAGUCGGCUGACCCAGAAGGUAUGGCAGAGGAAGAGGAAGGCGACGGCCCAAUAGAGGAGAACAUGGAGGCCAACGAGGAAGAAGCUGAGAAUGAGGGUCAGGGCGAGGGCGACGGCAACGGCGUUGCCGAGGACGAAGAAAUGGGUGAAGGGGAAGACGGAGGGGACGAGGACGACGAAAUGGAUCCCCUGCUCAAGGCGGAUGUCGACGACAUGGAAAAAAUCGAAGACGGUGAGCCCGGAGACCACGCUGCAGAGGGGGAUGCGGACAAAGACACGAAUGCUGAUCAGAAGAAUAAGAAGGGUGUUAAGAGACGCCGGGAGGAACAUGGAAGGGGCUACUUUGAAUUUAUUGAAGAGAACAAAUACAGCUGCGCCUCUUUUAAGUCUCCUGUACCCCCCUUGGAGGAAGAAGAUGAAGAGUGUGAUGACACAAAAGUCUGCUUGGAUACCUACAACUGUGACCUGCACUUUAAGGUGUCACGAGACCGUUACAGCGCUUCAUCCCUCAUAAUGGAGAGCUUUGCUUAUCUGUGGUCUGGAGGAAAGGGGACCUAUGGUGUGAACCAAGGCAAAGCUUGCUUUGAGAUGAAGCUCACAGAGAAGAUUUCAGUCAAGCACAUUUCCAGCAAGAACCUAGAAAUUCACGAUGCGCAGGUCGGAUGGUCCUUGUCAACUGGCACAUUGCUACUGGGUGAGGAGGAGUUUUCCUAUGGCUACUCCUGUAAAGGCAAGAAGACCACCAACUGUGUGACUGAAGACUUUGGAGAAACCUUUGAGGAGAAUGAUGUCAUCUGCUGCCUCAUUGACUUCGAGGGUGAGGAGGUUGUUCUGUCCUUCUCCAAGAAUGGUGGGGAACCAGCUGUCGCUUUCAGGGUCUACAAGGAAAGUUUAAAUGGCCAGGCCCUUUUCCCACACGUCAUCUGUCGCAACUGUGCCGUGGAAUUUAACUUCGGCCAGAUGGAGACUCCAUACUUCCCUCAGCCCCAGGGCUACACCUUUCUGCAGCAAUUCCCUGUCAGUGACCGCGUGAGGGGACUGAAGGGACCCCAGACUAAGGCUGACUGCGAGAUCAUCGUGAUGGUUGGUUUGCCUGGCUCAGGGAAAACGACAUGGGUGAAGAACCAAGUCCAGCAGAACCCUGGGAAGUACUACAUCCUGAGCAGCGACACUAUUGUGGAUAAGAUGAUGAUCAACAGUUUGAAACGCCAGUCCAAGGAUAUCACCAAACUGAGCGCCAUUUCCCAAAGAGCUCCACUUUUCUUGGGUAAAUUCAUUGAGAUUGCUGCUCGCAAGAAGAGGAACUACAUUUUGGAUCACACCAACUUGUCCGCACCAGGCCAGAAGAGGAAGAUGUGUUUGUUUGCAGGCUUCCAGCGUAAGGCUGUGGUAGUCUUCCCCACAGAUGAGGAAUACAAGAAGAGAGUCCAGAAGAAGGUUGAGAGUGAUGGCAAGGAAGUGCCUGAGCACGCUUUGCUCAAAAUGAAGGGCUUCUAUGCCCUGCCUGAGGAAGGAGAAAGCUUCAGCGAGGUCAUAUAUGCUGAGCUGCCGAAGGAUGACGCCUCCAAGCUGCUGGAGCAGUACAAAGAAGAAAGCAAGACGGCCCUGCCUGCUGAGAAGAAACCCAACCAGGGGAGCACGACUCCUAAAAGAGGCGGCAGUGGCAGCGGUCCUCGUGGUGGUGGCCGGGGAGGCAAGAAUCAGUUUGGGCGCAGUGGACAGGGUCAGAGAGGUGGUGGUCGUGGAGGCUUCCAGAACAGAGGCAACUUUAGAGGAGGUCCUGCCCCUCGCGGUGGCUUUAAUCGUCCUCCUCGUGGCUUUCUACCUCCACCGGCCUUCAGGGGAGGGUUCCCCCGGCCUGGAAACUUUGGCAGGGGCGGCGGUGGCCCGAUCCCCAGUCUGGGUGGAUCCCCAAGAGGAGGACCAAUGAGGGGUAAUAUGGGUCACAGAGGAGGACCUAUGAACAGAGGUGGCCAGAUGAACAGAGGUGGUCAGAUGAACAGAGGAGGUGGGGGCAACAUGAACCGUCAUGCAAACAGGGGACCUCCCACCCAUUUCCAGCAAAGAGGAGGCGGCCGUGGAAACUUUGGCCAGAAGAACAGUAACUAUGGUAACAGGAACAGCGGGAACUUUGGCAACAGAAACGGCAUGGACAAGGCUCAAGCCUUUAACCAGAGCUGGCAGCAAGGGCUCUGGAACCAGAAACCUUGGAGCCAGCAGUAUCAGCCUGGAUAUUACUGAGACACUUGUUCUUAUGGACUGGUGGCUGACACUGAGAACCCACCACUAGCCACGGAACAUCCCUCUGCCCUGCUGUUUGAGUUUGUUUCCUUAGAACCCACUUUUAAUCAUCGGAAAUCCACUGACCUACAAGCGAGACUGAAGCGACUCAUCUGGAGCGAGAACAUUCCAUCAGAAAGCAGGAAACACAAAUGUAAUCAGAGCUUUAUAUAGUCUAUUUACACAGUUGAUUGUGGGUUCAGUUUUCCUUCUUGUUGUACAUGUUAUUUUUUCCCCAACCACUUUUAAAAUGACAUGCUUUUAAAAACGUUUGUAAAAUCAGUACCAAGAAACGUAUAAGUGGGGCUAUUUAGGAUUCCUUUAGUCUUUGGUUUGUUUUUUUGUUCUUUGGGGUUGUGCUUUUUAUCUGUGCUGUGAUUCUGAUUUGCUUUUUUAUAAAAAAUUGUAAAUAUUUUUUUUUUUGUGUAGUUUCAGACAUUUAAGAAAUGUGAUGAUUGAGAUGAGCUGGGGCUUGUUUGAAGGAAGCAGGUCAGAAUAUAUUGGUAGACUGUACAUGUCAGUGCUCUAUGGCAGAUAAAUGAUUUUUUCUUUGUUUUUGUUCCCACCAUCAAACUUGUAAGAUCAUAGACCUACAAUAAACUACUCGCUUGCUUUUUUUACAUUCA